AUGGCGGACAAGGAAGCCAUCGUCUAUGUGAUGGACCUGGGCAAGCCCAUGGCGGACUGCCACAACGGACGUGACGAAUCCGACCUCGACUUCGGCAUGCGCUACAUCUGGGACAAGAUCUCAACCACCGUGGCCGCCAGCCGCAAGACCUGGAACGUAGGCGUCGUGGGCCUCAACACCGAUGAGACAGACAACAACGAAAACAGGGAAGAGUACCAGGGCUACGAAAACAUCUCGGUCCUCCAGGAGCUGGGACCCAUGUCCAUGACUUCGCUCAGGGCAUUGAAGAGCCAAAUUGAGCCUUCCGAGACCUCCAGCGCGGACGCUAUCUCGGCAAUUGUGGUUGCUCUCAGGAUGAUCCAGGUGUACACCAAGAAGUUGAAGUAUAAGCGGAAGAUUAUCCUCGUGACGAACGGGGAGUCGCCUAUUGAUGAUGAUCAAUCUGAAGACGUAGCGGCCAUGCUUAAUAAUGUGGGGAUCGAACUUGUCGUGAUCGGUAUUGAUUUCGACGAUGCAGAGUAUGGCUUCAAAGAGGAAGACAAGACACAACACAAGGCCGAAAAUGAGAGGAUUCUCAAGACGUUGGUUGACCUCUGCGAGAACGGCGAGUUCGGCACCAUGGCCCAGGCAGUGGAAGAACUCGCCAUUCCCCGAAUCAAGCCCGUUCGGCCUUUCAAGGCAUACGAUGGCCCCCUGACGCUCGGAGAUCCUCAAAAAUACCCGAGUGCUCUGAGUAUACCAGUUGAGCGCUACUUCAAGACCAAGCGAGCAACACCUCCGUCAGCGAGCAAUGUCGCCAUCCAUACUGGGCCGCCUCAGGCAGAGGUUAUCGACGAGGACAGCGGCGCACCGAUGAGUGGUGUGGAGUUUCAGCCAGUCAAGCAACUGCGCACAUACAGAGUUGAUGAUGCCAAGGCAGCAGGAGGGAAGAAAGACAUCGAGAUGGAGGACCUUGCCAAGGCAUAUCAAUAUGGGAGGACCGUAGUCCCCUUCAGUACAAGCGAGGAGGAUUACGUGAAGUACCAGACAACGAAGAGUUUCACCAUCAUCGGCUUUGUCCCCAUGAGCAGCUACGAACCAUUCAUCAACAUGGGAGAGACAGGCCUCAUUGUUGCCCAGAAGGUUAAUGAGCAAGCGGAGCUCGGCUUGUCGGCUCUUAUUCAUGCUUUACAUGAGCUUGAGUCUUACGCGGUGGCCAGGUAUGUCAAUAAAGACAAAGCGGCACCACAAAUCCUUCUUCUCAAGCCAAACCCGGCAAUCGAAGACGAUGUUGAGUGCUUGUACGAUGUCCCACUACCGUUUGCGGAGGAUGUCAGAAGUUAUCAAUUCCCUCCGUUGGACAAGGUGUUGACCAUUACGGGCAAUGUACUCACGGAACAUCGCCUUCUGCCCAACGAUGAUUUACAGCAGGCGAUGGGCGACUAUGUCGAUGCAAUGGACCUGACCGAUUUCGGGCAGGAUGAGGAUGGAAAUCCUGCGGAAUACGCGCCCAUCGAUGACGUCUAUAACCCCGUCAUUCACCACAUGAACCAAGCGACCCGCAAUCGCGCAGUGAACCCCGAAGCUCCCCUACCACCCGUAGCCGAUAUUCUCACACGCUUCACGCAUCCGCCUGAGCCACUGAUAGCUAAGGCCAAGUCAGAGAUCAACGGAUUGAUAGAAGCAGCAGAGGUCAAGAAGGUUCCACCAAAGGUGCAAGGCAAACGCGGGAGGAAAGACACCGUCAAGCCCCUCUCCGGCUUGGACAUCGACGCCCUUCUCGGAAAAACCCGGCCACGAGCGAAGAAGACGCCCAUAUCCGCGGAAAACGCGAUUCCCGAAUUCAAGCAGAUCCUGGAAACAGCAGAAGACGACGAAACCAUUGAGACGGCCGCCAAGCAGAUGGGCGAUAUCAUCCGCAAGCUUAUCAGCGACAGCUUUGCGGAUGUGCUGUACCCCAGAGCUGCAGAGAACCUGCGGGUGAUGAGGGAGGAGCUCAUAAGCAUGGAGGUCCCGACACUUUACAACACGUACCUCACGGAACUCAAGGAUAGCUUGCUUUCGGGUAAGUUGAAUGGGGAUCGAAGGGAGAUGUGGUUUAGAUGGGUUGUUGGUGGGCGCUUGGGGUUGAUCACACAGGACGAAUCUGAGGUGUCGGAGGUUGGUGAGGAUGAGGCGAAAGCUUUCCUUAAGUGA
Messenger RNA from Sordaria macrospora k-hell, 2175 nucleotides. RefSeq lists its product as uncharacterized. Gene Ontology annotation, biological process: DNA recombination; telomere maintenance; double-strand break repair via nonhomologous end joining. Gene Ontology annotation, molecular function: double-stranded DNA binding; damaged DNA binding; telomeric repeat DNA binding. NCBI's taxonomy places the organism in Eukaryota, Fungi, Ascomycota, Sordariomycetes, Sordariales, Sordariaceae. Gene Ontology annotation, cellular component: nucleus; Ku70:Ku80 complex. The record is from RefSeq and is a predicted model, not a curated record.